UCUCUCUCUAUAUAGACUGAAUUAAAUCAGCUGACAAAUGGUAUCUCCCUACUCCCGUAUGGAACGCGCUGCCGCGCCGAAGCCGGCUGCUGCCCGAGCGUUGAAAGCGUAGAAGGUUGCCCGUGGUUAUUUACUGUUGUGGAUGUCGGACUGACUCCGGGGAGGGAGAAUUCUUCGCAGCCGAAAGGGAGGUUACUUUUUCGGGGCAGUCGCGGAGCGCGCUGACCAUGGCCUCCAACUUCAAUGAUAUAGUGAAGCAGGGAUACGUGCGGAUACGGAGUAAGAAACUAGGGAUAUUCAAGAGGUGCUGGUUGGUGUUUAAGAAGGCGUCCAGUAAAGGCCCCAGACGGUUAGAGAAGUACCAAGAUGAGAAGGCAGCAUACUUCAGAAGCUUUCACAAGAUCACGGAGCUUCACAAUAUCAAGAACAUUACACGGAUGCCCCGGGAGACCAAGAAACACGCAAUGGCAAUCAUCUUCUACGACGAGACUUCCAAGACAUUUGCCUGUGAGUCAGAGCUGGAUGCAGAGGAGUGGUGCAAGCUGCUGUGUGUGGAGUGCCUAGGAAGCCGACUGAAUGACAUAAGCCUGGGAGAACCAGACCUGUUAGCAGCGGGGGUGCAGCGGGAGCAGAGCGAGCGGUUCAACGUGUACCUGAUGCCCACUCCCAACCUGGACAUCUAUGGGGAGUGUACCAUGCAGAUCACCCAUGAGAACAUCUACCUGUGGGACAUCCACAACGCCCGCGUCAAACUGGUUAUGUGGCCCCUCAACUCACUGAGGAGAUACGGACGAGACUCCACUUGGUUCACUUUCGAGUCAGGAAGGAUGUGUGACACGGGGGAGGGUCUGUUUACGUUCCAGACGCGGGAGGGAGAGAUAAUCUACCAGAGAGUCCACUCAGCCACCCUGUCCAUCGCACAGCAACACGAGAGGAUGAUGGUAGAGAUGAAGAAGAGCUCACAGACCCACUCCAACCAGACGACGUUAACCAAGUCCAUUUCUCUGCCUCGCAGUGCCUACUGGCAUCACAUAAUGCGUCAGAACAGCGUGGGAGACAUCUACAGCUACCAAGGUACUAGCCUGACGAUGAUCCCCCGAGCACAGACCUUCCCCAGCUUCCUCUCUGAACAGACAGAAGAAGAGCAGUCCUCUCAGCACCAGGAAGAGGCACUUUCCCCCUCCAGUGGCUACGGCUCAAACUGCAACCAGGGGAUGCUCCAAUGACAAGCACUUACAGGACAAACCUGGACAUUCCAACACUUUAGAAGGCUGUAGAAAUAUGUAUAGGAACAUGUAUAAUAUGGCAUUGUAUGUUAAUAAAUUAUGACGAGUGUUAAUUGUAGAGCGGUACAUAUAUAUAUAUAUAUUAUUCUAGACUUUUUUGUACCCGUUGUGAGACAACAUAGGCUAAAACAAUUGCACCAAAAAUAUUUCUCUUGUAGUUUUCAAAAGGGAGACAUACUGUAUGUGUCAUAGUGUUUGCAAGUACUUUGGAUCCUUUCACUGUAAAGUCCCUUGUUGGUUAGCCUUUUUUUCAAACUGCAUAUCAUACAUUCUGAAAUGUCAAAAGUUUAUGCAGAUUGCAAAGCAAUGCUGAAAAGGGUUGUUUGUAAGUUGUUAAUGUCUUGUGACUGAAGGUCCAAGAAAUUGGAACGUGUUUUUCAUCCCUUAAUUUUCCCCACAAUGAUGUUCUGACAUCUGCUGGGUCCCAUUCAUUAGGGAAAACUCGUAACGUUCUGAAAUAUUUUGGGGCUUUUUAGUUUACCUACAACAAGCACCACAUCCCUCCAUUCAAAAUGGUUUGCCUGUUCACAAGUACAGGUCUGAAAUAGACGCUGCAGGCAACAUAUUUUAAAAAUCUAUACAAAUCAUCCCAACUUCCAAACGCAUGAACAAAACCAUACAAUGAAAAUAUUAACAAAUCUGACUAGCACCUGUAGGCUAUAUCUAAGUCCAACUUGACUAGGACCUACAGUAUAGACUAUAGCCUAUUUAAGGCUGACCCUUGUGAACAAGCAGUUUAUUUCUGUGUGGAGCACUCAGACAGUGACCAUGCUUGGUCUGACUAUUGAUGUUUCCCAGACCUCUCGCCCUGUCCUCCAGCCACAGUACGAAGUGCCUUCUGACGCAUGCAGACUGCAGAGUGUGACACUACUGUACCAGACACCCACAGGCUUAAUCUCUGGCCCGGGUCCGUGUCUGUCAUUAUUCUAGUAUAUCUACGCCCUCAGCUCCUCUUAGGUGCAAGACAUUCUGAAAAUAGUCUUGUCCAUUUAAACAAAAAAAGACUUGUCGUCUGUCAUUAUCUGAGAAAUGAUAGUGUCCACAAAUUCACAGAUCGUAAGAACACAAAGUCAAUGUUCACAAGAAAAGACAAUCAGUUUAUUGAGGUAUAUGGAUGAGCAAAUCAGUCCAAACACUGUUAUCCCUUUGAGCUACUUCCUUUCUUUGUUGUGUGAAUUAUUUUGGUCAACGUUUGAAUAUUUAUUUUCAUAGAGGUAGAUAUGUUUAAUUGGAAUCCCAGAAACAUCCAGGGCACAGUAUAAAAUAAUACCCAUGAAUAUCAUAUGUUUUGAUCUUACAGUUACACACAAUUUGCUGUUUGUUUAAUUACUGUAUAUUAUAGUGAAUCAAUUGAACCUGAACAUGGGUUGGAUUAACAAAGAAAGUGCCCUUCUACAAAAGGUUCUCAGUAUCUAUCUGAUACAAUGAUAACUGGGUGAAACUCACUACUGCAAACCUGUGUUUAAUGUAAUUAAUCCAUCUCUACUAUUUUACACAACUGUAAAGGGAGAAAGUAGUUCCAUUUUGUUUGUGAUGAGUGUUUAUACAGUUGUGGUAGGGAGAGAAAGUAGUUGUAGUUUGUUUGGAGUAUUUAUACAACUGUGGUAAUGAGAGAAAGUAGUACCAGGUAGUUCUGUGACAUUAAUUAUUUGUUGUUUUCCACUUUACAUGUCUUUCUCACACUGUUUAUGUCAGCCACAUCUUGUUUGAAUAUAGUAUAGAAAUAGACGUUUUCUGUCUUCAAUGGUACUACAUUACCAGUGGUGGGAAAAGUGCCCAUAGUCAUACUUGAGUAAAAGUAAAGAUAUCUUAAUAGAACAUUUCUCAAAAGUGAAAGUCACCCAGUAAAAUUAUACUUUAGUAAAAGUCCAAAAGUAUUUGGUUGUAAAAUACUUAAGUAUCAAGAGUAAAUGUAAUUGCUAAAAUUUACAUAAGUAUAAAAAGUAAAAGUAUAAAUCAUUUCAAAUUCCUUAUAUUAAGCAAACCAGACUGCAUAAUUUUCUUGUUUUUAAAUGUAUGGAUAGCCAGGGGCACACUCCAACACUCCAACAUAAUUUACAAACUAAGCAUGUGUGUUUAGUGAGUCCGCCAGAUAAGAGGCAGUAGAGAUGUUCUCUUGAUAAGUGUGUGAAAUGGACCAGUUUCCUGUCCUGCUAAGCAUUCAAAAUAUAACGAGUACUUUUGGGUGUCAGGUAACUAGAAUGGAUUAAAGAGUACUGUAUUUUCUUAAGGACUGUAGUGAAGUAAAAGUAAAAGUUGUAAAAGUAAAGUUACCUCCCAAAAAACAGACUUAAGUUGUACUUUAAAGUAUUUUUACUUAAAUUACUUAACACCACUGUACGUUAUACAAUGGUAAUGUUCCUACAGUACCACCUCAAUGUUAGUUUGAUGUUAGUGUCUAAAUAGUCACACACUACAUGCUUUUGUGUUUUGUUACUUUGUCAUAAUAUUUGUUAAUAGCACUUUUUAAUACAUUGAGUGUAGGAUUACAUUGUUCACUCACUAAAUGUAUAUAUGUCAUGUUUUUUUGAUGAAAGAGAAUAAAUUGAAUGUACAUGUCAA
Molecule: messenger RNA, 3848 nt
Organism: Salvelinus fontinalis (brook trout)
Lineage: Eukaryota; Metazoa; Chordata; Actinopteri; Salmoniformes; Salmonidae
Gene: dok6
Product: docking protein 6
Exons: 8
Coding region: 228-1226 (332 amino acids)
Biological process (GO): positive regulation of MAPK cascade; cell surface receptor protein tyrosine kinase signaling pathway
Cellular component (GO): cytoplasm
Source: RefSeq, a predicted model, not a curated record